Molecule: messenger RNA, 1872 nt
Organism: Chelonoidis abingdonii (Abingdon island giant tortoise)
Lineage: Eukaryota; Metazoa; Chordata; Testudines; Testudinidae
Gene: TRMT10A
Product: tRNA methyltransferase 10A
Biological process (GO): tRNA N1-guanine methylation
Cellular component (GO): nucleus; nucleoplasm; cytosol
Molecular function (GO): tRNA binding; methyltransferase activity
Source: RefSeq, a predicted model, not a curated record
CGUCAGACGGGCGACGCGGUUCCGGCAGGUGCCUGAGUCGCGGGCGCCGCCGCUGAGGGGGCUUUGGAAGUGUCGUGGUGGUGCUGGCCGUUGGGGGUGGGAGCUGCCGCGCGUCGAAACAGUCUUGAGGGGGAAAAAAAGACUUACUCUACAAAUUCAAGCUUCUUUAGACAAGAUCCACUAAAGCCAUUGGAAAGCAAAUGUCAUCGGAAAUGCCAGCAGAAAAUCUGUUACCCACAGAUGUUCCCGAUGUGGAAGAAAAGAUUAAUUCAAAUGAAAAUCAAGUCAAGAAAGGGGAGCCAGGAUCAGACAAGACAGAGAGCAUUGGAGUUAUGUCAAAGAGGCAAAUGAAGAAGCUAAUGAAGCAGAAACAAUGGGAAGAGCAAAGAGAUUUACGCAGGCAGAGACGAAAAGAGAAACGCCAGAAAAGAAAACUGGAGCGUCAGUAUCAGUUGGAAUCUAACAAUGAAGGGAGUGACAGGAAGCGUAUACGUAGGGAUGUUGUUCCUAGUACUCUUCGCCUUAUUAUAGACUGCAGUUUUGACAACUUGAUGGUAUUAAAGGAUGUCAAGAAGCUUCACAAGCAAAUUCAGAGAUGUUAUGCAGAAAACCGUAAAGCAUUACAUCCUGUACAGUUUUACUUGACCAGCCAUGGAGGCCAGUUGAAGAACAACAUGAAUGAAAAUGACAAAGGAUGGGUCAACUGGAAGGAUAUUCAUAUUUCAUCAGAGCAUUAUAAUGAGCUAAUGAAGAAGGAAGACCUCGUGUAUCUUACAUCAGACUCCCCUGAUGUGCUGAAUGAACUAGAAGAGACUAAAGCCUAUGUAAUUGGAGGUCUGGUGGAUCACAAUCACCACAAGGGCAUUACUUACAAAAAGGCACUAGAACAGGGAAUUGGUCAUGCACAGCUUCCACUUGGAAAUUUUGUGAAAAUGAACAGCCGGAAAGUAUUGGCAGUUAAUCAUGUGUUUGAGAUAAUCCUCUCUUAUCUGGAGAAGAGAAACUGGAAGGAAGCAUUUUUCAGUGUCUUGCCACCACGGAAAGGGGCCAGUCCUCUGGGCGAAGCCAAUGAUUCCUCCAAAUGUGAGCUGCAUGAAAAAGAGGCUGGUGAAGAUAAUAGCUCGGACAGCGACUAGGCAACUGUGGAAGAGGGCAGGAAUGAAAAGUGCAUGUGGCACAAAGGAUAGAAAUAAGACAUGAGUUAGAUGAAACCUCAGAGAACAAUCUAUCUCACUAGUGGUAUUUGUUUAAGUGGCUACACUUGGAAAGAAGUGGUAAAGAUGAAUGUUAUUUUUACCUUGAAAAUACUUCAUUUUUGGAGCUUUUUAUAAAGUACAUUAAUGGCAAAUGCAGAACUUAUUUUGUUAUGGAAGCUAAUAUUUAUUUUCUUUUAAAAUAUUUUAUUUGAUACAUACAGAGGGGUUUUAUUUUAUUUUCCUGAAGCUUGUGAUGAAACCUAAUAAUUAAUGUGUUCGUAACUGUCCCUGCUUUGUGCAUGUACCCUUGAUAUUUUAUUAUUCUUCCCUACUCAUCCCUAUCUUAUAUUAUGUCUUAAAAGCAAUGAGUGUCAAAGGUUAAUGAAUUUGAAAGCUCCUUCCGGCAUUGCCUGUUGCAAAGUGUGUAUAACUUCUCACCAUCAGUGGGGGUUUUUUCUGAGCAAAGACGGUCUUAUGGUCUCUGAAAAAAAACAUUGGGAGCCAGGAACUCUGCUUUGGACACUUUAAAACAUAAUUUUUUUAAAAACAUCAUCUGUCACAGCAGAUCUGCCUAUAGAAUGAGUAUCCUACUUCUCUGGCAGGGUUGUGAAUAUUUAAAAAAAAAAAAAAAAAAAAGUUAGUCGUCUUGCCUCCUGAACUUUAAGCUUUCUGUUUU